Rattus rattus (black rat) is the source of this 1398-nucleotide messenger RNA. RefSeq names its product melanoma-associated antigen 10-like. Gene Ontology annotation, biological process: negative regulation of transcription by RNA polymerase II. NCBI's taxonomy places the organism in Eukaryota, Metazoa, Chordata, Mammalia, Rodentia, Muridae. Gene Ontology annotation, cellular component: nucleus. The record is from RefSeq and is a predicted model, not a curated record.
CUGCCUGGUGUUCAAGACUAGAGUCAUCAUCAUGCCUAGACCUCGGAAGCGUAGGAGAUGUAUGAUUGAGGGACAGCCUGAGGGCCAAAAUGAGACAGAGGGCCAAAUGAGUGUUGCAGUUUCAACAGAAGAAGAUUCCUCAUCCUCUUCUACUUCUUCCUCUUCUUUCCCUUUUUCCUUCUCUUCUACCUCUUCUUCCUAUUCUCAAACAUCAGGCAACUCAGAGGAGGGCUGUGCUGCUUCUAGAGCUUUCUCUUCCUGCACUGCCAUGGUUUCCUCUCCAUGUAGCCAGGUCAGUGCAGAUCCUGAGGGUGAGGAGAGUCCAGGCUCCUCACAGACUCUGCUAUGUGGUGCUUCAUUGUCUACAGGUGAGAUAGAUGUCAAAGUAGAUGAGUUGGUGAAAUAUCUGCUCUUUAAGUAUCUUAUGAAAGAGCCAGUCAGCAAGGCAGAAAUCCUAAGUAAUAUAAAAAAUUAUCAGGACCACUUUCCUGUUAUAUUUAGAGAAGCCUCAGAGUGCAUGCAACUAGUCUUUGGCCUUGAAUUAAAGGAAAUAGAUCCUGCUGGCCACACCUAUAUCCUUGCCAUAGCCCUAGAGCUCACUUAUGAUGGCAUGAUGACUGAUAUUCAGGGCAUACCCAAGACCGGCCUCCUGAUCAUGGUACUGAGCAUAAUAUUCAUGGAAGGCAACUGUAUCAGUGAAGACAUGGUAUGGGGUGUAUUGAAUAACAUAGGCUUGUAUGCAGGAAAUGAACACUUUAUAUAUGGAGAACCCAGAAAGCUCAUCACUGAUGAUUUUGUACAAGAAGGGUACUUGGAGUACAGGCAGGUGCCUGGAAGCCACCCUCCUUCCUAUGAGUUCCUCUGGGGCCCAAGAGCCUACGCUGAAACCACCAAGAUGAAAAUAUUGACCUUUUUGACCAGCAUCAAUGGGAGUGAUCCCAGAUCAUACCCAGUGUGGUAUGCAGAGGCUUUGAGAGAUGAGGAAGAGAGGGAAUAGGCUAAAAAACCUGGCCCCUGAUACUACUGCUCUGAGCAGCACACAUUAUAGUGCACUUGCAGUUCCCAAUUCAGAUAAAGUUAUGUAGCUCCGCGAUCUAAGCAGCAGACCCUCAAUCUAGAGCUGGUGGGAGGAGAGUGUGAGCCACCCCACUCUCACUGUUCUGUUGGGGUGACUCAGGGAUGAUUUUUCCUUUUAGUAUUCUAAACUGUUGCUACAUUUACUAGAAGGCUCAUUAGGCUGAGUUUUAAGCUUCCAGUUUGUAUUAGUCAUGCACUUACUGCUGUUUAUCCAUGUUGAAAAAGCAUUACUACUUUGUAAAACAAGUUGGGAUGCUUUCCAUCAGAUCUGCAAUCUGUCACAAGACACCAUGGUGUUGGGAUUGGUAUUUCCUGUGCUGU